Molecule: messenger RNA, 856 nt
Organism: Mercenaria mercenaria
Lineage: Eukaryota; Metazoa; Mollusca; Bivalvia; Venerida; Veneridae
Product: interferon alpha-inducible protein 27-like protein 2A
Exons: 3
Coding region: 261-608 (115 amino acids)
Cellular component (GO): membrane
Source: RefSeq, a predicted model, not a curated record
UCGAUUUCUUCCAGAUAUCCUGUCACACUGCAGAUUAAUUUUGGAUCUGGAGCAUCUACUGCAACAAACAUAAUUUACUUUAUAUUAAGCCCAUAUAGGGUGGCGGCUGUAUAAAACUGGGGGUAAACAAACCACCGCAUUUGCAUGGUUGGUGGAAUUCUACUGUAUACGUGACCUUUAAGCAGGAUAUAAAAGAGAUUCCGACAGAAUUAUAAGCUCAAAGCCGCAGGUGUAACGGAAUACAAGGAUAACUAUUAGAAAUGGUUUACAAAACAGUAAUCUACGUUCUCAUUGCCUCCUUGGUUCUGCAACCAACCGAAGGUUGGCUGCUCACCAUUGGUCUUGGAGUCGCCGGAUUUGUUGCUGGUCCUAUCGUGGCCCCGAUAGCAUUGGGAGCAGCUGGAUUUGGUGCCGGUGGUAUUGCCGCCGGAAGUGCUGCCGCCUCUUGGAUGGCUUCAUACGGAGGCACUGUUGCGGCUGGCUCUGCUCUUUCAAUUGCUCAGUCAGCCGGUGCCGCAGGAAUAGGAUUGGCGGGAAAGGCAGCCGUAGGGGCUGCUGGAGCGGCAGUCGGAGCCUUGUAUGAGAAGUCAAAAUGUGAAAACGGCUGAGAGUAAUUUUCGACAGAACAGUUGCAGCGUGUUUCAAAAUUAAACCAUUGCUUUAAAAUCUUUGAAAAAUUGUUACAAUUUAACUUAAAGUUCUUGUACUGAAAUGAAAAGAAGACAAUUAUACUUAUAAUCGAAGUAGAAAAUUAUCUUUAAACGUAUCAAACGUAUAUUUUCAUACACCAGAAAAAGCAACACUUUAUAUCUCAUUAACAAAACGGAUAUAUUUUUAAUACACGUUGUAAACUUUU